AUGCACGCGCCUCAGGUUGCUGCUCAGCAGUAUCAACCUCAAUAUGCUCCAGCUCCUCAAAUAGCUCCUCAGCCAAUUCCUCAACAAGCACCUGUUCAACCCAUGUAUGCACCUGCUCCUCAAGUUGAUGCUUAUGGCCAACCAAUUCCUCAACAAGCACCAGUUCAGCCUAUGUAUGCUCAAAAUGCCCAAGUUGCGCAACCAGCUUUAAAAGUUGAAACAGAAAAAGUCGCUCUCAACCCUGAUGAGUUUCCAGAGAUUCCAGAAAAAGCGCCAAAACUGAAGAAAAAAGCAAUUCUUAAGAUGCUCAUUUUAACACCACCAAUGAACUUUGCUGGAUGGCUGGAACAGGCCAUGUCUGAAGAAGCUCAAGCGGGUGGCGAAGAACCGGAGGAAUUUUACGCUGAUGACAUGAGCUGUGGGCUGACUGUCAAAUCGAACGGAUUUCCUCUUUACUACUACCUCAACAUCCUCGAUAUUGACCCUGAGUGCGGAGACUACCUUCAAAUUGAAACAGUUGAAGAAAAUAUUUGUGGAUACUCCUAUCUUUCGAAUGAUGUAAUGGGUUUAAACAUGAUUCUUGGAUGGUCGACUGAUCAAACUGAAAUCGACGUAUACUGGCAUAGCGAUGAGAAUCCCAACGAAGACCAGCAUGCUGGAUUUGAACUGUGGAUUUGGGAAGAAGAUCCAAAUGCACGAUCCAUCUCUUCAUCGAACUCGACUCUCAAUGAGUCUCUCAUCACCACAAAGGAUCCUGCACAACGACCCACAAGAAGUCAAAUUUCGAAACUCAAGAAAGAAGCGGAAAAACGAUUUAAAAAUAUUGAUCGAUAUUAA
Molecule: messenger RNA, 837 nt
Organism: Oikopleura dioica
Lineage: Eukaryota; Metazoa; Chordata; Appendicularia; Copelata; Oikopleuridae
Source: the annotation of a GenBank genome assembly